AUGGAAGCUCGUCGACAACCCGCUCGUAUUCAUAGAUUUCGACCUGCAUUGAUCACUCAGACUGAUGAUGCUUUACCGGAAUACAUGAAUUUAAUUGGUAUGAUUUGCUCAAUGUGUGCAUUGAUGCUCAAAAUUAAAUGGUGUGCUUGGAUCGCCCUCUUCGCUGCUAUUGUUGGAUUCGCCAAUGCUCGAGCAACCGAAGAUACAAAACAAGUGCUUAGUAGUUUGAUGCUUUCAAUAUCUGCCGUUGUUAUCACCUACAUGCAAAAUCCUACACCAAUGACGAUUCCAUUUUUCCAAUAG
Molecule: messenger RNA, 303 nt
Organism: Adineta ricciae
Lineage: Eukaryota; Metazoa; Rotifera; Eurotatoria; Adinetida; Adinetidae
Source: the annotation of a GenBank genome assembly